UCUAUAAGAUCGCCGGAGACCACUUAAAUCGGUUAUUCAAUUUACACAGCUCUAAUGUUUACUUGCUAUUAAGUGCGUGUAUUGACGGCGUUAAUCAGUUUGUUGUUUAUUCGGGCACAAUGCCUUUCGUGCCAUCAGAAAGUUUGUCUAAAAUGUCAUGGCCGAGCAAUGAAAGUAUCCAUGCCGGUAGUUCGUCCAGUGGUUACGCAGGAAGCUGCUCCAGUGGUUCUGGAUUCCAAAGCCCUUCUUCGCCGACGUCUUUCUCGCCAAUUUCUUCCUCUCCAGAUGCCACACUGAGAAAAAGGUUCAGACGAGCUUCCAGUCUAGGAAGUGUUAUUCAAGAACCUUUCGUCAUUCGCUCUGACGUACGAGACUCAAGAAGUCAGAGCCCGGCUUUAAGUUGUCACGAAGAAGAAGAAGAUGAGUUUGUCUACUCAUUACUCUCAAAACUUAUUGGUUGGUAUCCUUGCUUCUUGCUGCGACUGAUGAAAGCUCUCUUCAUCGCAGUGCUUCCGCAAACAUGGAGACAGCUUAUAUUUGCGCUACCUAUGCUAUGGAUUUCUAUGUGGGUGUGGUGUUUCACGCAGUUAAUGCAGCUGCCUUUGACCAUAAUUAAGGCUAUUCUAUCUUUCAUAUUGUCUCCGAACACUUCCAAAAACAGCAAGAAGAGGACAGUGCUCAUAACUGGAGGAAGUACGAUUCAAGCUCUUCAUCUGGCCAGGAAUUUCUAUUCAGCAGGAGCACGAGUGGUCGUUUGUGAAGUAGAAGGACAUUUCGCUUUAGCCAAAUAUUCCACAGCAGUCAGUAAGUUUUAUACAGUUCCUAAACCUACUAGCGAUAAGCAACAGAACUAUGUUAGAGCCCUUUGUGAGAUAGUUGACAAAGAGCAAGCAGUGUAUUUCAUCCCGGUUGCUGCUACAACUCCUGCUUACUACGAUGCUGUGGCUAAACCUCAUUUAGAACUUUUGGGUUGUUCUUGCUUUUGUCCAGGUAUCAGAGAAGUUUGGGUUCUUGAUGACACUUUGGAAGUAUUAAAACGGUGUCAAAAGAACCAGAUUACAACACCAAUAUAUCAUGUAGUGACCUCACGAGAUGAUGUUUUAAAAUUGUACGAUACCGGCGCUAUAAGAAGGGGAAUGUUUGUAAUGUCCACUGCAGGGCCAAGAGGUUUACGUGAGCGUUCAAAAAUUCUUCUACCUUUGUCCAGAAACGAUUUGAAAAUACCUAACGAUAUCAGCGAGCAAAAACCUUGGGUAGUAGUACAGAAUCUAGAAGGUGACCAUUAUUUGACUUGCACUACGGUGAAAGAAUCCCAUGUAAUCGCAAAUGUUACAUGCAAGAUGAACAAGAAUACUAAUGAACUGGUCCCGGAAGAAAACAGAGAAAUUAACCAAUGGCUGACGAAUUUUUUCAAUAAAAUCAACUUGUUAAGGCCGAUCUCUGGACACAUCAGCUUCAGGUUUGUACUUUGCAAAGAAUCUGGUACAGUGAUUCCUUUGAGUAGCAGGGUAGGAGUAUCUUUGCCUUAUAUUUGUUACACUUCGGUGCAUCCAAGGUUGGUGUGGAAGCCAUGCAGACAUUUUAGUCGUCAAAAUUCUGGUCCUUUAAUCAAUGGUAAUGGCGUGUAUAACAUGCCACAAACGGUGAUGCACACAGUCAGCAAUCCUUCCCUGGAAUCAGUAACGAGGCUCAUAGGCACAGUUUUGGAUAGAAGAGAGGCUUUGUUCGCAAUGUGGGAUCCUUUGCCCUACUGCGCGUACUACCACAUGCAAAUUCCAUUUAAAAAUGUUCUUGGUUUUGUUAGAAGGAGACAAGACAGUUUUCCCAGGCCGAUGACUACGGCUGUACGGUAGUGUUUUUGUUUUUCUCAAUGGGAGAGAGACAAUAAAAAGCCUGAUGUGAUAAAAGACGAUUAUUUUAUAUUUAUUUUUGAAUUACUUCAUGUCCAAUGUCCAAAACUCUUUGUGACUUGUGUUGAAACAUAUCAUUAAAAUGUUUUAUAAAACUAGCUUUAUCAAAACUCGAAGAUGUGUUAUCUUUUUGUACAAAUUUAUUAUUAAGCAUAUUUGGUUGGAAAAUUUUUUAUGUUGAUUGUCAUAAAAAAUGUGAUAGUAUGUUACAUUAACUGAAAGAUAAUGUUUUAAAAAUAGACCUUAUAGGUGUCCUAUGCAUCUGUUUUGAACGUCAUUGUUAUAAUUGAUUGUAAUUAGUUACCAUGUUGUAUUGGUAUUGUUUUGCUAUUUUUACUGAUUUAUAUAUAUUUUUAUUUAAAUAAAAUUCAACCAUAACAGUA
Molecule: messenger RNA, 2293 nt
Organism: Diabrotica virgifera virgifera (western corn rootworm)
Lineage: Eukaryota; Metazoa; Arthropoda; Insecta; Coleoptera; Chrysomelidae
Exons: 1
Coding region: 120-1853 (577 amino acids)
Source: RefSeq, a predicted model, not a curated record